This is a messenger RNA of Camponotus floridanus (Florida carpenter ant), 1626 nucleotides long. RefSeq lists its product as uncharacterized. The record is from RefSeq and is a predicted model, not a curated record. The transcript has 5 exons. The coding region runs from base 1 to 1626 and encodes 541 amino acids. Lineage: Eukaryota; Metazoa; Arthropoda; Insecta; Hymenoptera; Formicidae.
AUGGACAACGAAGCUGUCGAUAGAGAAAUCAAGCGCAUGCGAGCGCAACAGGCCGAACUAAACGUAGCUGCGGCCUAUGAGGACGCAGGUCAGCCGGCCGAAGGAACGAGUAACACAUUACUCAUCGAACUCGUACACAGUAUUCGCGAAAUACAAACUGAAAUGCAGUACAUGCGCGAACAAAUGCGAAAUAUGCAAACCGCACAAGCAAAUUUAAACGAAGAAGAACGAACACUCGUAAAAAUUUGCGAAGAAUACAAUGAUAUAUUCCAUCUGGAAGGAAAACCACUGACAUGCACCGCGACGGUCGAGCAUGAGAUAAGCACGCGUGCCGACACCGCGCCGGUGAAUGUGAAACCAUACCGAUUACCCGAGAAGCAUAAGGCAGAAGUAAAUCGACAAGUACAAGAAAUGCUGCAAGAUGAAAUUAUCAAGACAAGCACGAGUAGAGCACGAUUGGCUAUGUCGGCACAUGACUCUCCGUCUUCUGCUAAAAAUAAUGAGUCAGUCACAAAGAAUGAUGUCAUCAGUAGUUCGAUAAGUGAAACUGAACACAUUAUUCCGACUAUUAUUAAAGAAAGCAACCAGUCUGGAGACAUAUCAAAUUUUCCAAUUAUGUUCAAUCAAUCAAAAAAGUUUAAAACCAACUCUAAUUCUCCGACAAAUAUUGGAGUAAAAUUUGAUUCUCAGGAUAAUAUAUUGGACGAUAUAAACGAUUUAAAUUUAGAGCAUAAUUGGAGAAAUAAAAACACAACACAAACAAACAAAAGAAAAACAUAUUUGGAUAAUUGUCCAGACUGGGAUAUAAGUCAUACAGGAAAGACGCGCAUGGGAGUCGCAAAUCUGCAAAAUGUUAGAGAGUUGCCGUUUGCGGCACAAUACAGCACAAACGGAGCACAAUGCAGCACAAUCAAGAAAAAUUCAAAAUUCGAAAAGUGCGGGGCUAACUUCACACACAUAGAUACAUCAGGAAAACCGAAACUCCGCGUAGUCAUAGACUUCCGAAAAUUAAAUGAAUUAACCAUAGGCGACUCAUUUCCGUUGCCCAAUAUUACUGAUAUUCUAGACCAACUGGGAAAUGCAAAAUAUUUCAGUACAUUAAAUCUAGCGUCAGGAUAUCACCAGAUCCCAAUGGCUGAAAAGGAUAAAAGUAAAACCACUUUCUCAACUCCCUACGGACAUUACGAAUUUAAUCGAAUGCUGUUUGGAUUAAAGAAUGCACCAGCGACUUUUCAAAGGCUGAUGAAUUCAGUACUGAUGGGACUACAAGGACUUAGAUGCCUGGUCUACCUUGAUGACAUCGUGAUCUACGAAUCAAGUCUAGACGAUCAUAACAAGCGACUUAAAGAAGUGCUACAACGACUGCGGAAAUUUAACUUGAAGCUGCAGCCAGAUAAAUGCGAAUUUUUUCGCAAAGAAGCGGGAAGAGCAAACGCAAAUGCUGACGCCUUAAGUCGCAACGCGAUACCGGGACCAUUGCUAGAAAAGGAUGAAAAAAUUCUAAAGAUAGAGGAAGAAGAAGAAACAGAUGCUGACAAUAUAACAACAUACACAGAAGAAGAGAAAAAACAGAUAUUAUCAGAGUAUCAUGAUGCACCUAUAGGAGGGCAUCAAGGAAUUGAAUGA